Oncorhynchus mykiss (rainbow trout) is the source of this 4298-nucleotide messenger RNA. RefSeq lists its product as uncharacterized. Lineage: Eukaryota; Metazoa; Chordata; Actinopteri; Salmoniformes; Salmonidae. The record is from RefSeq and is a predicted model, not a curated record. Gene Ontology annotation, molecular function: RNA polymerase II cis-regulatory region sequence-specific DNA binding; DNA-binding transcription factor activity, RNA polymerase II-specific. Gene Ontology annotation, biological process: regulation of DNA-templated transcription.
UCUACGUUUGUGUAGUUUGAAACACGCCUAGUCAGUCGAAAAAGAAAAAUGCGCAUAUUGCCAUCGCUUUUGUGUGCGAUCCCUUUGGAAUAGAUAUCCACGCGUAAAUAACAAUUUAUUCGUUAAACAAUAAACACUUGAUUCAAAAUAAUCAUUUUUUAUUUGAUUUUAUUGCGUUUGAGCGAAGCAAGGCCUCAGGUUGUUUAUCUGGUCUUUACUUUAGGACAGCGAGGAUAACCAGCCUGCCGCUCUCCUUCCACACUGAGCCCAAGCCUAUACUGACUGGGUCCUGAUUGUGACAAAGAAGUUCCCUGGGCACCGCAGGAGAGAUGGCAUCAGUGAAAGAAAGCAGUCAAACUCUCCGGCUGAAUAUCAUCACAAAAGAUAUAGAAGAGGAAGUGAAGAUUUGGGAAUGCGAUGAUUACGCAGAAGAGAGUCCAGAGAUGGCGUCAGUGAAGUUGGCAGACAGCAGUCAAACACUUGGGCUGAAUGUCACCUUUAAAGAAGAGGAGAAGGGUGACUUUGGGGAAUCUGAUCAUGGAGAGACCCCUAACUCCUCUGACCAAGUUGAGACAUUUCCUGCUCCAGUCAAGCAUCGUCGGAAAGUGAGUAAAGUGAAGAGGUCUCACCACUGUCCCCACUGUGAGAAGAUUUUCCCUUUCCUUUCAUAUCUUGAAAGACACGUGCGAAAACAUUCCGGAGAGAAGCCUUACUCUUGCUCUGACUGUGGGAUGAGUUUCUCUCAACUGAGUGGCUUGAAUGUGCACCAGCGAACACACACUGGAGAGAAGCCUCACCACUGUCCUCACUGUGAGGAGAGUUUCCCAUUCCCAUCAUAUCUUGAAAGACACCUGCGAAAACAUUCAGGAGAGAAGCCUUAUUCCUGCUCUGUCUGUGGGAUGAGUUUCUCUCAACGCAGUGGCUUGAACGUGCACCAGCGAUCACACACUGGAGAGAAGCCUCACCACUGUCCUCACUGUGAGGAGAGUUUCCCAUUCCCAUCAUAUCUUGAAAGACAUCUGCGUAAACAUUCUGGAGAGAAGCCUUAUUCCUGCUCUGACUGUGGGAUGAGUUUCUCUCAACUGAGUGGCUUGAAUGUGCACCAGCGAACACACACUGGAGAGAAGCCUCACCACUGUCCUCAGUGUAAGGAGAGUUUCCCAUUCCCAUCAUAUCUUGAAAGACACAUGCGAAAACAUUCUGGAGAGAAGCCUUAUUCCUGCUCGGUCUGUGGGAUGAGUUUCUCGCAACUGAGUGGCUUGAAUGUGCACCAGCGAACACACACUGGAGAGAAGCCUCACCGCUGUCCUCACUGUGAGAAGAGUUUCCCAUUCCCAUCAUAUCUUGAAAUACACCUGCGGAAACAUUCUGGAGAGAAACCGUACUCCUGCUCUGACUGUGGGAAAUGCUUCACAACAUCAAGUCAUCUAACCUCUCAUCGGAUAACUCACACAGGGGAGAAGCCUUACUCUUGCUCUGACUGUGGGAAGAGUUUCCCAUUCCCAUCAUAUCUUGAAAGACACCUGCGGAAACAUUCUGGCGAGAAGCCGUACUGCUGCUCUGACUGCGGGAAAUGCUUCACCACAUCAAGCAAUCUAACACUUCAUCAGAGUGCACACAGGGGAGAAGCCUUACUAAUGAUCUGACGAGUGUGGAAGAAUCUCAUCUGGACAGCCUGAACCUUCGCAAGUAAAACACACAGGAGAAAAACCUUACUCCUGCUCUAACCGCGGGGAAGGAUUUCACCUCACCAAGUCAUCUAACCGUUCAUAAGAGAGUGCACACAGGAAAAAAAAGCCUUAUCAAUGUUCUGAAUGUGGGUAGCUUCAAACACCACCAGCGAAUAAGUACAGGAGAGAAGUCGUACUCUUGUUCUGACUGUGAGAAGUGCUUCACCUCAUUGAAUCAGUUAGGUGUUCAUCAUAGCACUAUAUCUGCUACGUCUUUGCUGAUCAAUUACAUUGUAAAAUGACAUUGUGCUGCCCUUUUUAUAGACCUGUGGAAGUCUUUCGAUUGUGUUGACCAAUUUUGGCGGCAGGUAGAGAGUUGGACUAGUAAUCGACUGGUUGCAAGAUCGAAUCCCCCGAGCUGACCAGGUAAAAAUCUGUCGUUCUGCCCCUGAACAAGGCAGUUAGCCCACUGUUCCUAGGCCGUCAUUGAAAAUAAGAAUUUGUUCUUAACUGACUUGCCUACUUAAAUAAAAAUUGGCCUGGGUCAGGCAACCUGCAUUUGGUUUGAAAACAACCUGACCGAGAGGACACUUCUGAUGGUGUUAAGUAAAGUUUCCUUUAGUACUAAACGGUGCCCCCCCCCCCUCCCCCCCCUCCCCUGGGUCGAUUUUGGGCCCUGUACUUUUUGCUAUCUAUAUAAACACUAUUGGUUUGUAAGAAAUUGUAACCUCCACUUGUAUGUGGACGAUACUGUUGCGCAUUCUGUUCACAAGGCUCGUCCAGAACUACAAUCUGCCUUAUGUUUUGCAGAAAGCCUUUGUUCAACUGGAGUUGGUACUUAAUGCAGGUAACCAGGUAUGUUAUUUUCAAAAACACUUAAGUGUAUUUGAUGUUUUAUCCAUAUAUAUAUAUAUAUUGGAUGGUGACAACAAUUGAUAGUGUCCCUGUUUAUUAUAAUAAUACAUGGGACUUAUUUUCAAUGUCGCUUUUACCAUUGUGGAAACUAAACAGAAAACAAGACGACAUCAAGACAACGGCAGGAAGAAACAAAACCGUGAGAGGGGCUUAAAGAAGGGAAACGAGUGUGAGGGAGGAGUUCGGCUGCAGAGUUCUGAACCAUUUGGAGCUUAUGGAGGGAGCUUGCAUUGAUGCCUGGAGAUUAGUGAGUUGCAGUAAGUCGAGACGGGAGAUGAUAAAUGCUUGGAUCUGGGUUUCAGCGACAGAUGUAGUGGUGGAAAGAGGGUGCAGUCCAGGAUAACACCUGGGUUGAGGCAGAGACAAUGGUAUCAUCAAUGGUUAGGUUAACAAUUUAUGGCAACUGGAUGUUGAAGUGAUGGAGUAUCUGGCCAAGGGGGAGGAUGUAGAUGAAGAGUAAGGGGCCCAGCACAGAGCCCUGAGUGACACCCAAUGUGAAACUGCAGCUGUGUGAGGUAUGGCCAUUGAGUGAGAUGUAGUGGGUCUGGUUGGUGAGGUAUGAUUGUAGCCAGGAGAGUGCCCUCAACACCCAGACCCGCUAGCCUGAUGACCAGGACUUGUUGGCUCAACGUGUCAAAGACAAAUCAGGAUGUUGAGGGCACUGACAUCAGCAGAGGUUAGGUCAUUGAUGACUGACGGGGGCGGAAUCCAGACUGGAUGGGCUCAAAUAGGUUAUUGUUCAGGAGGUGGGUUUGUAGUGGAGAGGCAGCUGGCCUUUUCAAGUGUUUUAGCGAGGAGGUUGGAGAUGAGGCGAUCCUCAAUGACUAUCUAGUCCGGGCUUCUUUAGGAUGGGAGUGACUGCAGCUGUUUUGUACAUGGACGGGACAGCUCCAUGGGCGAGGGAGAGGUUGAUGGUGUGGACAGAGAGCAGGCAGGCAGGCUUUGAUGAGAGGAUCCUGAGAGCAGGUUGUCGUCCUGGGUGACAUGUCAAGUUGAGAGAUAUAGGGGGCUGAAUGUGGAGAGUCGGGUUUCAGGGGUAACAGUUGCGGCAGAUUUAUCGCUCGGUGAUUAAACUAAUCUUGUCCUUGAAAAAAAAAAAACUGAAGGAGUUGCAGAGUUCAGUCAAGAGAGUAGAUAAGGUGUGGUCACGGGGCUGAAGUAGUUUCUUGACAGUGGGGAAUAAGAGUCUGGGGGUUCUUAUUGGAGCUGUUGAAGUAGAUGGACCUGGCAGCAGAGGCCAUCUCUGUAGGUGGAGUUUGAGCCCAGACUUCCUGCUCAGGCUCCAGCCAGCUUGUUUCAGAGCACAAAGUUCAUGGGCAAACCAGGGAUGAGGAGGAUGAGACGGGUUCAGUUUGGAGAGAGGCCAGAGAGUUGAGGGGGACAUGUAUAGAGCAGUGUUUAAUUGGGCUGCAUGACUGGCGCACAUUCUACAACUCAUUCUUUACAGACUCUCAAUGAGCACACAGGAGCCUUAUCAGUAAUGGUAGAUCUGCGGAGAAUAAAAAAAAUUACCCAAAAUUCCAUUCACAGAAGAAGUGUGGGACAUUCUAAAAUGCUUGUUCUCCCAACGAUGGCUUAAUGUGACUUAAGGACAUAAAAUCAACAUGUGGGUGGGUGGGUGGGUGGGGUCCAGGGGCAAUGUUAACAUGUGUAAAAUGACAAGUAUUGAUACAUAUUUGAAUUCAAUCUAUUAAAGAUGAUAUGGAACUGUUG